AUGGCAGACACAACCAAGUUAGGAAAAAUAUUCAUCGGGGGGCUCUCAUACGAGACGACCGAUGAGAAGCUCCGGUCAUACUUCGGCGCGUACGGUACAGUGACCGACGCCGUGGUGAUGAAGGACCCGAUUUCUAGACGAUCACGAGGCUUCGGCUUUAUUACAUAUGCGGACCCUUCCUGUGUUGAUAGAGCGCUGGCACAACCCAACCACAUCCUAGACAGCCGUAGAGUUGAAGCUAAGCGGGCUGUUCCUCGCGCAGAGAGCAUGCGCGACAUCGGGAGUGGCUCGUCGUCAAGUCGUGGCAAUGGUAGCAGUUCAAUAUCCAGCAUCAGCGCCAAUAGUACAGUCGGCGCCACGAAAAAAAUCUUCGUGGGCGGCUUACAUUAUGAAACCAAAGAUGCGGACUUUAAAAAGUAUUUUAUGCAGUAUGGCAAGGUGGUGUCGGCUGAAGUCAUGUUCAACCGCGAGACGAACAAGUCGCGUGGCUUUGGUUUUGUCAUUUUCGAGAGUGAAGCCAGUGUUGAGCUGGUGCUGCAGGACAAGAACCACGUGAUCGAUGGUAAGUCCGUCGAGGUGAAGCGCGCCGUUCCGCGUACAGAUGUGCCUCCUCCUCGGUCGGUCUCGUCUCGUGGGAACUCAUUCAGCGGUCCCUCUGGGCCUGGCUCCGUGGGGAGUCUGGACGAUGUUACGCUGCUGCCGUUCGCUAUGGCGGCCGGGGGUUGCCAAAGACCUCGAGCUCCAAUGCCAUGCUUCCUUCGUCUUCAGUGA
This is a messenger RNA of Phytophthora nicotianae INRA-310, 771 nucleotides long. RefSeq lists its product as hypothetical. Bases 1 to 771 code for a protein of 256 amino acids. The record is from RefSeq and is a predicted model, not a curated record. The transcript is spliced from 6 exons. NCBI's taxonomy places the organism in Eukaryota, Oomycota, Peronosporomycetes, Peronosporales, Peronosporaceae. Gene Ontology annotation, molecular function: RNA binding.